UGAAGCAUUAUGCCUUUGGUUUUCCGUUAUGUAGAGGUAUAUUCUCGGGUUCGAUACUCUUCGUCACAGAAACGAGCAUCUAUAUUUUUUUCCCACAUUCUUUCUCAGCUCCGACUCUCUGUGUUUCUCUCUCUCUGAAAACUUUAGUUUCAAAGGUACUGACGGAGAAACUGCAAAUGCAGUGUCUAUCUUCUCAUCCCCCAAGAUUUGCUUUGGUCCCAUGAAUUGCGCUUGGAGAUUGUGGUGGCUGCAGAACUUGGCUGGCAUUUAAGUUAUGAUGGUGAUAAAGAUGGUGGAAUACUAAGCUGUUAAUUUGAUUAGGCAUCAAUAUGGACGAAAGAAAUUUUUUUAUUUUAGUUUUGGAUUGUCUACUUUAACAUGGAGUAGACAAUUCAGCUAAAUCAACUGGUUUCAUCUCACAAGGAGGUAGGAUAAUGUGGCUUUUGACAUAACCGUGCAGAAUAUUUUUUGUUAAGUAGUAGCAAUCAGCCUUGAGAUCUUUAUUUAUGGAAGUUUUAGUUUCACCUCAAGGGCAAAAGCAGAACUCACAUACACCUGUUCGUAAAAUUCUUUCUUCUGGGUCCCACAAAGAUCUAUGGCUUGCUGUGCGGGAAGGCUCCUUGGCUGAUGUGGAUUCAGCAUUGGCACAAGUGAAGAAGAAAGGGGGUAAUGUUAAUUCAAGAAACAUAUUUGGUCUCACCCCUCUUCAUAUUGCAACUUGGAGAAACCAUAUUCCCAUCGUUAGGAGGCUUAUUGCUGCUGGUGCUGACCCAGAUGCUAGGGAUGGGGAAUCAGGAUGGAGUAGCCUUCACCGGGCUCUGCAUUUUGGUCAUCUUGCUGUUGCAAGUAUCCUUCUUCAGUCUGGUGCUUCUAUUAUGCUGGAGGACUCUAAAUCUAGAACUCCUGUGGAUCUCCUGUCUGGACCUGUGGUGCAGGUUGUUGGGAAUGGAAAUAAUUCAGUAGCUACAGAAGUCUUUAGCUGGGGUAGUGGUGCUAACUUUCAACUUGGAACUGGAAAUGCUCACAUUCAGAAGUUGCCUUGCAAAGUUGAAUCAUUUCAUGGUUCGUUGAUGAAGUUGGUUUCUGCUGCUAAGUUCCAUAGUAUAGCAGUCACUUCUGAAGGAGAAGUCUAUACUUGGGGAUUUGGAAGAGGUGGUCGACUUGGCCAUCCUGAUUUUGAUAUACACAGUGGUCAAGCUGCAGUUAUCACACCCCGUCAGGUGACUUCUGGUUUAGGGUCCCGUCGGGUGAAGGCUGUUGCUGCAGCCAAACAUCACACUGUUGUUGCUACUGAGGGUGGGGAAGUGUUCACCUGGGGGUCCAACCGAGAGGGUCAGCUUGGCUACACUUCUGUGGAUACUCAACCCGUACCUCGCAGAGUUAGUUCCUUGCGGUCAAAAAUUGUUGCAGUUGCUGCAGCAAAUAAGCACACUGCUGUUGUCUCUGAGGCGGGUGAAGUUUUUACAUGGGGCUGUAACAGGGAGGGUCAGCUUGGUUAUGGAACAUCUAACUCAGCAUCAAAUUACACACCAAGAGUGGUUGAGUAUUUGAAAGGCAAGGUUUUCACUAGCGUUGCAGCAGCAAAAUGUCAUACAAUCGUAUUGGGAGCUGAUGGAGAGGUGUACACUUGGGGUCACCGACAUGUUACCCCAAAACGUGUAGUGAUUGCUAGAAACUUAAAGAAAGGUGGAAAUAACGUUCUGAAGUUUCACUGCAUGAAACGGCUUCAUGUGGUUGCCAUAGCUGCCGGAAUGGUACAUAGCAUGGCUCUCACAGAUGAUGGUGCAUUAUUUUAUUGGAUCUCCUCAGAUCCUGAUCUUAGAUGCCAACAGCUGUGUUCACUGUGUGGACAAAGUAUGGUAAACAUUUCAGCAGGGAAGUACUGGACUGGUGCUGUGACAGCAACAGGUGAUGUUUACAUGUGGGAUGGGAAGAAAGGCCAUGAUAAGCCACCUGUUGCAACUCGGUUGCAUGGUGUAAAGCGGGCCACUUCAGUUUCUGUUGGUGAAACACAUCUAUUGGUUAUUGGUUCUCUCUACCAUCCAGAAUAUCCUUCUGACUUAUUUAAGAAUCCUUCAAAGAAAACGUCAAAUGUGAGGGAUGAACUGGAUGAACGUGAAGAAGAGCUUAUGUUUGAUGAUAUGGAGUCCUGUACUCAACCAACCAUCCAGAAUGAGGAUUCAGGGCUGAGGCCUGUACCGAGCUUAAAAAGCCUUUGUGAAAAGGUGGCUGCAGAGAAUCUAGUGGAGCCACGAAAUGCUAUACAGUUGCUGGAAAUUGCUGAUUCUCUUGGAGCAGAUGAUCUAAGGAAGUAUUGUGAGGAAAUUGUUAUUCGCAACCUUGACUAUAUUUUUACCAUGUCAACACAUGCUAUGGCAAGUGCUGCACCAGAUAUUCUGGCUAACCUUGAAAACCUACUGGACCAAAGGUCAUCUGAGACAUGGAGUUAUCGUCGUCUCCCAACUCCAACUGCUACUUUUCCUGCAAUUGUUUACAGUGAAGAGGAAGAUGGUGAAAAUGAGGUCCAAAGGACUCGAGACAAUCACGCAAAGAUUUCCACAUCUAAAAAUGAAUUAAUCCAGAAGAUGGAUUCCUUGUUGCUGCCUACUGAUGAUCCCAAUCAAGGCAUCUGUAGACAAGUUCGUGCUUUACGGAAAAAGUUGCAGCAGAUAGAUAUGCUUGAGGUAAAGCAGUCUAAAGGACAUCUUCUUGAUGACCAACAAAUUGCAAAGCUUCAAACACGAUCAGCUCUUGAGAGUUCACUUGCUGAGCUUGGUGCUCCAGUUGAGUCGCUGCAGAUGAGGGCUUCUUCUUCAGUUUUGGCAGAUGGAAAAGGAAAUAAAAGGACUGAGCAAUCAAGGAAACAGAAGAGAAAGAGCAAACAUAGGGCAGCACAAAUGGGCAUAGCAUCUGGUAUUUGUGGAACUGAACUAGAAAAUGAACCGGUAAAGGAUUCAUUAGAUACUGAAAUUUCUCAGGUCUCAAAGAACGAGGAUGCAAGUGACACAAUUGGAAAGACUUCGGCCAACCAGGAUUUAAAGGAGUCAGCUUUCUCUGUCAAGCAGGAAAAUGUAAACUUGCCAAAGAAUAAGAGUUCGUUACGAAGAGCCUCCAAGAAGAAAAAUAAGAAAGGUGGUCUUUCCAUGUUCUUGAGUGGUGCACUUGACGACAUUCCCAAAGAGAUUGCUCCCCCUGCACCAACACCUAAAAGUGAGGGUCCUGCAUGGGGUGGGGCUAAAAUUUCAAAAGGAUCUGCAUCUCUUCGUGAAAUUCAGGAUGAGCAAAGCAAAAUUAAGGUGAUUCAGCCAUCUAGGAGCCGAGAUCAGGUGGAAGAUGUUAUUGAAGGUAGAAAUGAUGGGAAAAUCCCAUUGAGUUCUUUUUUAACAUCGAAGCCAAUACCAAUGGUGUCACCCCGUACACCACAGGCAUCUGAUGGAGAAAAAUGUACUCCUCCAUGGACUGCUUCAGGAACUCCUCCACUUUCACGACCAUCUCUCAGGGACAUCCAAAUGCAGCAGAAGGGAAAACACCAACAAAAUCUUUCACAUAGUCCAAAGACCAAAGUAGCAGGAUUUUCAAUUAAUUCUGGUCAGGGCUCGCCAUCCGACUCUCCUGGAAUGAACCGUUGGUUCAAACCAGAGCCCGAUGCACCCUCGUCAAUUCGUUCAAUUCAGACGGAGGAGAAGGCUAUGAAGGACCUCAAGCGUUUCUACAGCAGUGUUAAAAUAAUCAGAAACCAGUCCUAAAAGGGACAUAUUAUAGAGCUCUGUUAGUUAGCAAUUAAGGCUCUUUCUUGUUCUUUUAUUAAUUAAAAUUUCAACAUUCAUUUUUUCUUUGGUUGAAAUGAGCUGCUGUAAAUUUGACUGUACAGAGGAUUUCAGUGUAGAUUUUAUGCCCCUCAAAUAAAUAUAGUAGUUUAAUUUUCUUGUCCA
This is a messenger RNA of Ziziphus jujuba (common jujube), 3932 nucleotides long. RefSeq lists its product as uncharacterized. NCBI's taxonomy places the organism in Eukaryota, Viridiplantae, Streptophyta, Magnoliopsida, Rosales, Rhamnaceae. Bases 507 to 3746 code for a protein of 1079 amino acids. The transcript has 11 exons. The record is from RefSeq and is a predicted model, not a curated record. Gene Ontology annotation, molecular function: protein binding.